This is a messenger RNA of Colletotrichum gloeosporioides, 1476 nucleotides long. RefSeq lists its product as uncharacterized. NCBI's taxonomy places the organism in Eukaryota, Fungi, Ascomycota, Sordariomycetes, Glomerellales, Glomerellaceae. The record is from RefSeq and is a predicted model, not a curated record. Gene Ontology annotation, molecular function: amino acid transmembrane transporter activity. Gene Ontology annotation, biological process: amino acid transmembrane transport. Gene Ontology annotation, cellular component: vacuolar membrane. The coding region runs from base 1 to 1476 and encodes 491 amino acids. The transcript has 2 exons.
AUGUCUCAUCACGCAGGUGUCAAGCCCAUCACGGCCGCACCUGAAGACGCACAAGACGACGUCAAGAAAGCGCCAACAUGCGACUACGACGUAGAAACUGCCAGUGAGCGAGUCGGCUACAGUCAAACCACUGAUCAGCAAGAUGCCACUUUGAACGGCGUCUUUGGCGCUGCUGCUGCCGCUGGUGGCGAACAGUUUCGCGUGUUGGGGAAGUGGAAAACGGGCAUCGUGUUGAUUCAUACCGAGGUUGGAAUCGGCAUUCUUGCCUUGCCGUCAGUUCUCCAACGCAUCGGCCUCAUUCCCGGUCUCAUCGCAAUCCUGGGCAUCGGAGCUUUAUCCACUUACACGGCAUAUGUUCUCCUACUAUACUGGAAGAGGUACCGCCACAUCGAUAACCUCCCGGACGCGCUGCAAGUUCUUGGCGGCAAGGUCUUGGCGACUAUUGGUGCCGUCGGUCUCAUCAUCAACCUCAGUCUUGCUUGUGCCUCGGCGUGUUUGGCUAUCAGCGUCGCUCUCAACACACUCACAGGACACAGCAUGUGCACGGUGUCAUUCAUUGGAUUCGCGGCGUUGAUAUGUUAUGUAUUGUGUAUUCCAAGGAAAAUGAAUUUCGUUGCUUAUUUCUCAUGGCCUGCCACGUUUGGCAUAUUUGUCCCAAUCUUCAUAGUUGUUAUCGCCUUGGCCGUAGCCUCACCACAACUCGCGCCUCCCGGAGCCGACAUCAAAAUCAAGUUGUGGGGGAACCCAACUUUCCAAGAAGGAUUCACCGCUAUUCUCAGCAUCUGCUACUCCUUUGGUGGCAGGCAAGGCUUCUUUACUGUCAUGGCUGAGAUGAAAGACCCAGCGAAGGAUUACGUCUCCGCUCUGGUCAUUUUGCAGUCUUUUGCCAUCCCCAUCUAUCUCAUCACUGGAGGCGCCAUUUAUGGACUUGCCGGCGACUAUGUCACAUCCCCUGCCAUUGGAACAGCUCCUUUGCUCCCAGCCAAGGUAUCGUACGGCAUUCUCCUCUCGACUCUUUUCUGCACAGGCCUAUUUUACGGUCACGCCGGCAUCAAGUAUCUCUUUGUGGUAACCAUGCGCGACCUGCUCAAGAUCCCACACCAAAUGACAACCAACACCGUCAAGUCAUGGAGCAUCUGGGUUCUCCUGGGAACGGGCUUCUGGAUCUUGGUUUUCGUACUCGCGAACGCUAUUCCCGUCUUCAACUCUAUCAUUGCUGUGUCAUCUGCCUUGCUAGUUGCCUGGUUCUCAUUCGGAUUGCCUGGAAUAUUCUGGCUGCAUCUCAAUUGGAAACAACAAUUUUCUAGCAAGCGCAUGAUCGCGCUGUCCUGUUUGAAUUGGGGACUUGUGUUCAUGGGCGCGUUCCUCAACACAGCGGGUAUGUAUGCGUCGGUUGAUACGUUGGUGAAGCUGUUCUCGGACCCAGAGAGUACAAUCAAUGGGCCCUUUUCGUGUGCUGAUAAUAGCCUGUUUUGA